AUGCGUAAUAACACCUGCCAUCUGCCAAAUGGUCUCACGUUCACUGUGUCCCCCGUCUUUGGUGGGGUCACCUUCAAAUCCAACGAUUUGAACCUCCAUAACUCCACUUUUCCGCCAGGCUGGACGAUCAUCAUCCACAGCGAAAAGCUUCCAAAAGAUGAAGAUGUAACAGCAAAACUUGAGUCGGAGAGUCGCAUGGCAUACAGCGAUGAUGCGAACAUCACUCGCUUCACCACCCCCACAUUACGUCGGGAUUGUCUCUAUAUCUCAUACAUAGUUAACCCGCCAUCAAGCGAAUUCAAGUCAGCCUCAUCUCCUACAAGACAUAUCGCUAUGAUGCUCUGGGCGACUUUAUGGUGGUACUUCCAUGAGCCCGAGCCAGACCUGCACCUUGAAACAGCGGCGUGCGGUGCGACCCCGCAUGACGGACGCCCCAAGGGUGAAUGGCGAGUUAAUAUCAGACGAGAGGGUAUAUUCAAGGGCCGAAAUCUUCUUCAAAAGCUAGAGCGCAUGGGCUUAAUUUCAAGCGAAGAUUCUUCUGUCGGGCUACAGCCAAUAGAAACACGCGACUCAAGUGGCUGGUCAAACAUGUAUGUCAGUCGCCGGAGCUUCUGGCAGUUGGAUCCUCGUUUGUUCCUCUUCACGCUUACACCGCGAGGAGCUUCCGCGUCGCCUUCUAUUACCCCCUUUCAGUCUCGCCCGGCCUCACCCGCUCGGGAUGGACUACCGGCUUCGAAUACAUUGCCGCCCGGUGAGGUGACCUUCCAUUCCCCCAACGUGGGAUCGUUUACAUCAGCGGGGCCAUUCACAUCAGCGAGCCAUUUGCCAACAUAUUAUCCGCCGGCUCCGACACAAUAUAGGUUUACCAAUGGGGUACGGCAUCCCGUUCGCCCCAAACCGCCUCAUCAAGGCGAAGUUUUCUAUGUACGCUAUAUACCUAGCGUAAAGCAAUACCUCUCUUUCAGAGUCCCAUUUGUCCCCAUGACAAAAUCAAAGUCAACUGCCAGCGGAUUGAUUGAUGGACGGUCCUCUACACCGACUCGCCCCGUCACUUCAUCAGUGACCAGUGUGGAACAGCACCUAUCUCAAGAUAUUCCUUCUGAUCUUGACACGCUGCACAAGUGGAUGAAUGACCCUCGAGUCGAAGCUAUGUGGGGAGUUGGAGGACCCCGAGAAGUGCAAGAGAAGCACCUGUUAAACAAUUUGACAAGUCAGCACAGCUUCCCAGUCAUCGGAUCGUGGGAUGGAAAGCCAUUUGGGUACUUUGAAAUCUACUGGGUGAAAGAGGAUCCAUUGGGUCGUUUAAUGGGCAGGGUGGAAAAUUAUGACCGAGGUAUUCACCUUCUUGUUGGGGAGCAGGAGUUCAGAGGGCCACACCGAGUAGCCAUCUGGUUAACCGCUCUGGUGCAUCAUUGUUUCCUAACAGACAUGAGGACGGAGUCAGUUGUCUUGGAACCUCGAGUCGAUAACAUUAAGCUCAUUAAAUACCUCCAGGAGGCUGGUUUCCACAAGGAGGGAGAAGUCAGCUUCCCACACAAACAGUCAGCUCUGAUGCGGAUUACUAGAGACUCUUGGGAAGCUCCAGCUGUUUGA
This is a messenger RNA of Penicillium angulare, 1593 nucleotides long. Its product is annotated as GNAT family N-acetyltransferase. Bases 1 to 1593 code for a protein of 530 amino acids. Lineage: Eukaryota; Fungi; Ascomycota; Eurotiomycetes; Eurotiales; Aspergillaceae. The transcript has 2 exons. The record is from RefSeq and is a predicted model, not a curated record. Gene Ontology annotation, biological process: siderophore biosynthetic process.